Molecule: messenger RNA, 740 nt
Organism: Ceratosolen solmsi marchali
Lineage: Eukaryota; Metazoa; Arthropoda; Insecta; Hymenoptera; Agaonidae
Exons: 4
Coding region: 42-653 (203 amino acids)
Source: RefSeq, a predicted model, not a curated record
UGCGCUCGGGAGUUGCCGCUGAAAACGCGACGCCGUCGGCAAUGUCGGCCGCGAGGGAGGGACCGGGCCUCGCGGCUCUGCUGCUCCUGGGCUGCGCCCUCGGGGUCGCGAGCGCCGCCCAUAUGCAGCAGAACUGCAAGAAGACGCUGAGGACGCUGGCGUUCGAACGUUGCAGCGGCUACAGGGACAAGAGGAGCGAGGCCGCAGCUACGGGUUUGUCGAGCGUUUGGGGCAGUUUGGGGACGCCGGAAGGUAUGAUCGAAGCAAGCCUGGCCAGAAGGCGGCAAAUAAUGUCGAUAAGAGAAAUUUUCGUAUCUUCGAGAGUACCGAUAUAUGAUAUUCCGUAUCCACCUGUCCCGAGCUUCGUCAGGCACCAUAAAGCUCCAAUAGUUUCAUCGAGUGACUCUAGCACCUAUCGAGCUGCGAGAAGAUUCGUCUCUUUGCCGAAGGAAAGCAGUAGUGAUUUGGGCUUUGACGCCCAUGUUGACGAGAUGAUCGACCUGUUAAAUGAGAUCUACGAGAGGAUGCCGCGUUCCCCGACGAAGACGAAGGAGGAGUCCAUGCGAGAAUUCAUGGCGCUCGCCUACGAGUGCUGCAAGAACCAAGAUCUUUGUCUUACGAAGAAAGAACUCAUUCCCAUACAUUGUACAUAGUACCUCUUGUUUCGGCUGGCUACCGAUUAUUUUAUCGUGUUCACUUAGAGCUUAAAUUGUACACACGCCCGAUGUGCUGUACAUAUA